This is a messenger RNA of Nelumbo nucifera (sacred lotus), 1791 nucleotides long. The record is from RefSeq and is a predicted model, not a curated record. Lineage: Eukaryota; Viridiplantae; Streptophyta; Magnoliopsida; Proteales; Nelumbonaceae.
AUUUUGAUGCAUUACCAAUUACCAUCCAAGAGUUUUGAUGGGGUCAGAGACCCAAAUGCCUAAUUAUAUCUAAAAACAAACGAAGAAGAAUAGACAAGGACUCAAUUAAACGAUGUUUCUCAAGCGUCGUCACGUCACACACCGAUUUCGUAUUAUGCUCACCGAGUUCUGCGGUGGUUUUCGUUAUUUCUGUUACAAACAGUGUCGAAUCUCUAUAUCUAUAUAUAUAUAUAAGCAAAGCAGAAGAAGAAGGAGGAAAAUUAAUUGGAAAUGGCGUCUUCCGACAAGUUUGUCUUCCUUUCAACUCUGGCUGUUGUUCUGUUUCUCCUUCCUGUACCAGCUUCCUCACACGACGCGGCGAACCGCAAACCAGUCCUUGAAUACCACGGUGGUCCUGUCCUCAGCGGCGAUCUGAAAAUUGCCGCGAUAUGGUAUGGCACCGUCGGCCGCGUCCAGAAAUCAGCCAUCCGCAAAUUCAUCCGCUCACUAAACAAAGACAAAACACACGCGGAGCCGCAAGUGUCGGCAUGGUGGAAGAUGGUGGAGAGCUAUCAAAGUGCAGUCCCCGGAGGCCCCAAAACAAGCCCUACCAUUCGAGUGCGCGUCGUCAGGCAAAUAACCGACAAGUCAUAUUCCAUCGGCAAAAUCUUAACCCAAGAUUUCAUACCAGGUCUUAUCAAGGAAGCAACCGGCGGAAACACACAUUUGGUGACUGCCAUCUUCGCUGCGAAGGAUGUUUCGGUGCAGAAUCUGUGCAGUGGGAAAUGCUCAGACCAUGGGAUGGUGGGCACGGGGCCGGACGCUCAGCUGUACACGCUGAUCGGGAAUCCGAUGCUAGAAUGCCCUGAAGCAUGCGCUUGGCCGUUCUAUAAGUCCGGGGCUAAUGAUCAGAUGCCUCUGCCAAUGAAGCCACCGAACAAGGAUGUGGGCGCUGACGCCAUGGUCAUCAACUUUGCUGCAGCACUGGCUAGUCUCGUCACCAAUCCUUACAACACUGGCUACUACACCCCAGAUGGACCGCAUUGUCAGCUCGAGGCCGUGACUAUUUGCCCUAAGAUGUUCGGCACUGGCGCAUUUCCCGGCUACGCCGGCAAGGUUCGUAUCGACCCAGCCACCGGCGGUGCAUUUAAUGCACAUGGCUCCGGUGGUAAGAAGUUCUUGCUCCCCGCAAUCUGGGACCCCAAGACGUCCUCGUGCUGGACCAUCAUCUAAGUAUGCCUUCCUCAGUUUGGUUUGAGGGAUUGAGUAACAACCAUAGACAGAGCACAAGUUUCUUACCAGACGUGUCUUUGGUGAAUAAAGAUGGAAAUUUCCGAUAUUAAAAGUGUUUUUCCUUAAGGCAUGGUAAAGAAUGAAAAUUUGUCAAAAUCUAUUUUACUUCUAGGGAUUAAUGCACCUCGAGCGUGUAAAUACAAAUUUUGCCAUCCUUUAUUUGGUUUUUGGCUUGUUAAAUGGAAUCUUAUAAUAACCUAAAUGAGAUCUUUUUUUAUAUAUAUAUAUAUAUAAGCUAAAUGAGAUGUUAUAAUCUUAUAACUUGAAAUGUUAUAAACAUAUAAUCUUUUUCUUUUCAUAUUUUUAAUCAUUAUCAUUACAAAUUUAAUUAAUUAUAAUAAUGUCAUUGAAUAAAAUAAAAAAACAACCGAAGUGUGUUGGGUUGUGCCAUGCUUGAGCCUAUGCAGGCUUGUGUCGUGCCGGGGCCAAGUCUUAGGCCAAGUCGGGCCAUGAAUUGGAUUAAUCCGUGUUUUAUUGAAAAUUUUGAAAAAAAUAAUAAAAAAGUUAAUAUAAAUUUAA